AUGGCAUUCUCCAAAGUUGAAAGUCAUAUUAAACUUGUCACUGGAGAUAUUGUCCAGACAAACUCUGGCAAUGAGCUGACACUCCCCUGCUUCCUUGAUCCCAAGAUCAACGCUAACUUCGUAACAAUCAAGUGGUUUAAGGAGAGUGAAUGCAUUUACUUGUACAGGAGUGGCUUUGUGACAGAGGCAGUGGGCUAUGAGCACAAAGUGAGUGUGCUCCCAGAGGAACUGGAGAGAGGUAACGUGUCUCUAAGGUUGAGAAACGUUACAAGUUCAGAUCGUGGAGUCUAUAUCUGUCAGGUCAUCAGCCAGGGACAGAUGCUUGAGGUUGCAGUGUGGUUAUGGGUCAGCAACGCCAAAGCUUACUUACAAUCUGAGACGUUGAUAAACAAGAGGAGAAGGAUUGAAUCUGCAAACAUGCUGGAGACCAAGAAACCACAUCAUUUGAUUAUCAAAGAACCUAGACAACUAGACAAACUUCAAGAGGAAAAAGACAAUUUAAAGCAGGAUAUCCCUAGAAAAAGAGCAGUGACAGAACCCAUUCAACAUUUGAUGAACAGAACCAUGGAAGAUAUAAACCAAGCUCCAGCACAGAGGAGGAUAACCAUCUCUUCAUGCAUGGAGGCAGAAAGUGUGUCUGAGCUGAGAGUGGUGCUGCUGGGGAGGACAGGAGCUGGGAGGAAGGCAGCAGGAAACCUCCUCCUGGGCAGAGAGGAGUGUGAGGCCCAGGACAGCCCCGCUGAAGUCACCCACAGUGGGAGGAGAGAGAGGGACGUGUGUGGGAGACGUCUGGUGCUGGUGGACACUCCGGACUGGUUCUGCCCUGACCUCUCUCUGGAGGAGAGGAGACGGGAUGUGGGGCGGUGUGUCCGUCUGUCAGCACCAGGACCUCACGCCUUCCUCCUGGUCGUACCUGUGGAGCCCCCUGAGGGGGAGGAGAGGCGGGCUGUGGAGGUAAUGGAGGAGAUGUUUGGGGAGGGAUGCUGGGGACACUCUAUCAUUCUAUUCACCCACGCUGGGAGUCUGAGAGAACAAAAGAUGGACGCCAGGAGUCAGAACAUGCAAAUGCUGAUAGAGAAAUGUAUGAACAGCUACUGCAUACUCAACAUCGAGGACAGGACCCGUGGCACUCAAGUUUCAAAGCUGCUGAACCAGAUAGAGGAGAUUGUGGCUGGAAACAGAGAGAGCUUUUACAGCAGUCAGAUGUACCAAGAGGCCCAGGCCAAAAGGAUGGCAAUGGAAAAUGUUUGCAGGGAGAGAGGAGAGAAUGCAGAGGGAAGCGAAAAAAAAGAAAGACACAUAUGAGUUGUGUUUGAUGCUCUUGAAGAAAUAGAGGAGGGAGGGAUCCUCUCGCAUGAGGGAGGCGUCAGAACACUGCGUGGACAAACUGAACUAAAGCAACAGAUGAUUGGAGUGGGACAGAGGAAUGGAGGGGUUGAAGAGAUAGCAAGGUAUAAAACUGAAAGCUUUGGAUCAAAGGGUCGAUCAAAUGUAAAAAUAUCAAUGUAAAUAUGUUUUUGAAUAUGCAUACACAUACAGGCAAUUAUUUAAAUGCUACAUUUGUCAACGUGAAGAGACUAUGAGUUAUGGAGUAUGGUUGUUGUACAAGAUACACAUUCGAAAUUUUCCAGUGAUUAAAAGUAUUUACAAUAUUG
Molecule: messenger RNA, 1655 nt
Organism: Osmerus eperlanus (European smelt)
Lineage: Eukaryota; Metazoa; Chordata; Actinopteri; Osmeriformes; Osmeridae
Product: GTPase IMAP family member 6-like
Exons: 7
Coding region: 1-1305 (434 amino acids)
Molecular function (GO): GTP binding
Source: RefSeq, a predicted model, not a curated record